AGAAGCAGGUUGGCUGUGAUGACAGCACAGAGCUCAGGAACGCUGCCUGAGGACCCUGGGGCCUACGAGGAGGAGAAGAGGGCAGGAGCUGGUGGGGUGCUUGCAGAGACCCUGGGCUCCUAUCCUGCCAUAAGCCUCGCUGUCUCCUGAUAUCUGCAGCCAGGCCCUACUGACACCCCCAGGCCUGAGUGCAAGCAGAGACCCCACCAUUCCCAGGCCCUGGAGGACUGGUCCACCUUAACUGGGCAGCCCUUGGGGCAGGCGCUGGCCGGUGCCUCAGCCCAGGCCUCUGUGCUCUGCAUGCACUGCCAGCCUGCCAUCAGGCCUCUAUUGCAGCCCUGAACCAUGAUCCAGGGCACCUUGGAGCCAGAUGGUCCCCUCUGGGGCUGGGACUGGGACAGUGACAAUGACUGGGAUAGUGCUGUGCUGGCCCUCCUGGCGCUGGCUGUGGUGGCUGCCACAGCGCUGGCCUUACACUGGUUUGGCUCCGGGCACGAUCAAGAGGCGGCAGAACCGGUGUCCACAGCCCUCGGGGCUCAACCUCAUCAGGCAGGAGGAGCUGAGCUGGCCCUGCAACCGAAGUCUAAGGUCAGUGAUGGCAGCGAGGGGCAGAGCCCAGGGCAGGGGAAACCAGAGCCCCCAGGACGCGGCCAGCAGAGCCCUGUCCCUGCUGCAGCGCCGGGCGGGGGCCUGGCCGCCAUGGCCCGGCUUCCACUCAAGACGGCUGUCGAGGAGGCCCGCAGAGAGGCAUUAGGACAGCAACGGGGCAGUGCCACCCCCGCGGCCCCCCGAGCGGAAGGAAAGGAGCCUCCCAGGCCAGGCACUGCCCUCCUGGGCAGGAGCGAAGCAGGGGGGAUGUCCGCCCCCCUCCUGAUCCACUUCACUCCUCGGAGCCCUGGCAGCGAAGCGGAGGCGGAGACAGGUGGUGUCAGGGCGUCCUCUCGCCAGGCCGCAGGCCCCGCGGGGCAACAGGACACUGGCCCCUGGCAGGCGGGCGCGGGGCCCUCGGGCUCGAUGGGGAGAGGCCGGGGCCGGCGGCGGCGGAUGGACGCUGGCUCGGGAGACAGAGCCCGCCGCCCCCGGAAACUGGACCCGCUCCGCCUGGGCGCCGCGGGGAGCGUGUGGGACGCGGUGGACGGGGCCGCCGCCCUGGACGCCCACGCGCGCGGCCUCCCCACAGGACCCCCACUCGCCCAGGAGCCCGCACUCCCGGCGCUGCCCGCUCCCCGCGCCCUGCAGCCUGGGUCUCAGACGGAAGGCUCUGGGGCCAAGGGUGGCUGGAGCAGGGAGGCCUCGGGGGUCCCUGCCCCCGGAGGAGGCUGGCCCUGGGUCAGCAGGGAGGUCCCGGGCACCCGGAGCUUUGGCCCAGCCCCAGACUCCACGCGCCCCUGGCUAGAGAGUCCGCCUCAAGGUCGCCCACUCUCGUCCCAAGGGCCGGGUGCCACAGGGGCCUACGAUGCCGGCGAGGCCGGGGCUGACAGCUCCCGAGAUAACAGUCCUGCCGCUGACCUGGGGCCCACCCGGCCCCCGGAGCAAGCAAAGCCGGCUGCAGCCGGCCACAGCCGCGCGCCCUCCCGGAGCCGUGAGCCUCGCCCGCGCUCCGCCUCCCCGCCCGCAGCUCCCGGCCCGGGGUUCCCACCUGAAGCCCUGACUCUCCCCUCUCCUUCAGACUUUUUGCCCCUGGAGGUUACCCAGGAUCCUUCCGUGGGCGAAAAUCUCAGAGCGGCGCCAGCCCCAAGUUCAGCCUCAGCCCAAGUCUUAACUUCAGCUCCAGCCUCAGUCCUAGCCCCAGCCCUGGCUUCAUCCCCCAGCUCAGCACCAACCUCAGCCACCACCUCAACCUCAUCCCCCACCUCAGCCCCAGCCCCAGCUCCAACCUCAGCUCCAACUUCAACCCCAGCCCCAGCCCCAAGUCCAGCUGCAGCCGCAACUCCAGCCCCAGCCCCAGUCCCAGUCCCAACCCUCACACCCCCAUCCCCAGCCCUAACCCCAGUCCCAACCCCAGCCCUAAGCCCAGCUCCAACUCCAGCCCUAACCCCAGCCGCAUCCCCAGCCCUAACCCCAGUCCCAACCCCAGCCCUAAGCCCAGCUCCAACUCCAGCCCCAACCCCAGCCGCAUCCCCUGCCCCAGCCCCCACCUCAGCCCCAACCCCAACCCCAGCCGCAUCCCCUGCCCCAGCUGACGGGUCAAAGCCUCAGGAGAGUGUGGCUCUCCCCAGGCGCUACCAGGAGGGGCAGGUCUCAGCCAGCUGGGGAAACCUUAUUGCCAUGGUUCUUAGAAGCCACCCCUUCCCCAGGCAAGACAGGCCCCAAGGGAGUGUCCCGAGGGCGGUUCCCGGGAGCCCCGUGGGUCCCAGCACUUCCACACACUCUGAGGACAGACACGGCCCCUCUUCUUCAGUGGGGACAGUCAUAGGGACAGGUACAGGGGGCCUGGUUGAGGCUGGAGGUCAGCCACAGCCAAGAAGCUCCGAGACCAACGGAUCGCCCAGCCCAGACCCUCCCCCAGGCCUAAGAGGAGAGGGAACCAGGGAGAAAAGUCUAGACCCGCUGCCCCAAGCCGCGAUGCCCAGGGGCCCCGCACAGCCCCCCGCGCAGAGGCCGCCUGGCCCCGCGGCCUCCUCCUCUGCGAGGCGCUCACAGCCGGUACCCCAGCUACGGAAACGCAGCAGGUGCGAAAUCGCCCCGAGCUCGGAGCAGGAGGUCAGGCCGGCCGCCUCGGGGGACCCUCAAGGGGAGGCGCCGGGGGAGGGGGGCAGCCCUGCCGGCCGCAGCGGGGCGCUCACGGAAAAGCAGGAGGAGGCCCGGAAGCUCAUGGUGUUUCUGCAGAGGCCCGGGGGUUGGGGGGUGGUGGAGGGGCCCCGGAAGCCCAGCUCCCGGGCCCUGGAGCCCGCCACGGCGGCAGCCCUGCGGCGGCGGCUGGACCUGGGCAGUUGCCUGGACGUGCUGGCCUUUGCCCAGCAGCACGGAGAGCCCGGCCUGGCGCAGGAGACCUACGCGCUGAUGAGCGACAACCUGCUGCGAGUGCUGGGAGACCCGUGCCUCUACCGCCGGCUGAGCGCGGCCGACCGCGAGCGCAUCCUCAGCCUGCGGACCGGCCGGGGCCGGGCGGUGCUGGGCGUCCUCGUACUGCCCAGCCUCUACCAGGGGGGCCGCUCAGGGCUCCCCAGGGGCCCUCGUGGCGAGGAGCCUCCUGCGGCGGCCCCUGUGUCCCUGCCUCUACCUGCGCACCUGCAUGUGUUCAACCCCCGGGAGAACACCUGGCGGCCCCUGACCCAGGUGCCCGAGGAGGCCCCGCUUCGGGGCUGCGGUCUCUGCACCAUGCACAACUACCUGUUUCUGGCGGGGGGCAUCCGUGGCUCCGGUGCCAAGGCCGUCUGCUCCAACGAGGUCUUCUGCUACAACCCUCUGACCAACAUCUGGAGCCAGGUUCGGCCCAUGCAGCAGGCCCGAGCCCAGCUCAAGCUGGUGGCCCUGGACGGGCUGCUCUAUGCCAUCGGUGGCGAAUGCCUGUACAGCAUGGAGUGCUACGACCCGCGAACAGACGCCUGGACCCCACGCGCGCCACUCCCCGCAGGCACCUUCCCUGUGGCCCACGAGGCUGUGGCCUGCCGUGGGGACAUCUACGUCACCGGGGGUCACCUCUUCUACCGCCUGCUCAGGUACAGCCCCGUGAAGGAUGCUUGGGACGAGUGCCCAUACAGUGCCAGCCACCGGCGUUCCAGCGACAUCGUGGCACUGGGGGGCUUCCUGUACCGCUUCGACCUGCUGCGGGGCGUGGGCGCCGCCGUGAUGCGCUACAACACAGUGACCGGCUCCUGGAGCAGGGCUGCCUCCCUGCCCCUGCCCGCCCCCGCCCCACUGCACUGCACCACCCUGGGCAACACCAUUUACUGCCUCAACCCCCAGGUCACUGCCACCUUCACGGUCUCUGGGGGGACUGCCCAGUUCCAGGCCAAGGAGCUGCAGCCCUUCCCCUUGGGGAGCACCGGGGUCCUCAGUCCAUUCAUCCUGACUCUGCCCCCUGAGGACCGGCUGCAGACCUCACUCUGAGUGGCAGGCAGAGAACCAAAGCUGCUUCGCUGCUCUCCAGGGAGACCCUCCUGGGAUGGGCCUGAGAGGCCGGGGCUCAGGGAAGGGGCUGGGAUCGGAACUUCCUGCUCUUGUUUCUGGACAACUUUCCCCUUCUGCUUUAAAGGUUGUCGAUUAUUUUGAAGCCCAGACUCCCUCAGCCUCUUUCUGCCCCUCACUCCACACCCAGACUGUUUCCUGACUCAAUUCCGUACCUACUUACAGACCCUCUCAGCUUGCUGACACCCCCCUGUCUGUGGGACUCCCUAUUCCCUAGAGCCAGGGACUGAUGCGUCUCCACAGACAAGGACUUGGCUCGCUGGAGCUCUGCUGAGCCGAGAGAGGAGGGGGUAGAAAACAUUCACACUUCCUAUGCUCUGUCAGCAGGACAGGGAGCAAAAACGUCCCCAGGCAACGCCCUCGCCUCUGGGACUUUCUGCCUGUCCUAAGGCCUCCCCAGGUACCAACCCCGUAGCUAUCUGGGUCUGUUUGGCACUGUGGAUUCUCAAGGGCCUAGAACCCUUGCCUCUGAAACUGGUCCGCUGGUGCAGCCCUGCUGUCUGCAGCUCCUGCCCAUACCCCCAGCCCACACCAGGCCAGGCCCACUCCGGGCUCACCACCCUCUGCAGCCUUGUGGGGCUCUCCCAGCCCCUCCAGAAGCCCACCCCACUUCUCGCCAACCCCCGAUCUCUAAAUGAGGCCUGAGCGUCACCCUAGUUCUGCCCCUUUUUAGCUGUGUAGACUUGGACGAGACAUUUGACUUCCCUUUCUCCUUGUCUAUAAAAUGUGGACAGUGGACGUCUGUCACCCAAGAGAGUUGUGGGAGACAAGAUCACAGCUAUGAGCACCUCGCACGGUGUCCAGGAUGCACAGCACAAUCCAUGAUGCGUUUUCUCCCCUUACGCACUUUGAAACCCAUGCUAGAAAAGUGAAUACAUCUGACUGUGCUCCACUCCAACCUCCAGCCUGGAUGUCCCUGUCUGGGCCCUUUUUCUGUUUUUUAUUCUAUGUUCAGCACCACUGGCACCAAAUACAUUUUAAUUCACCGAAAGCA
This is a messenger RNA of Homo sapiens (human), 5125 nucleotides long. It is a transcript of the gene KLHDC7B, whose product is annotated as kelch domain containing 7B. Bases 346 to 4053 code for a protein of 1235 amino acids. NCBI's taxonomy places the organism in Eukaryota, Metazoa, Chordata, Mammalia, Primates, Hominidae. The record is from RefSeq and is marked validated. The transcript has a single exon.